GGAUGCUGAUGCUGGAAUAAACAUGGCGGCCCGCGGCGGCGGCGCUCCGCUGUGGCGGGUCGCGGCCGUGCUGGGGCUGGCGCUGCUCUGGGCGGGCCGUGCUGCUGCCCGCGUCCAUCACCUCACCCUCAAAGAUGAUGUGAGGCAGAAAGUGCACCUGAAUACAUUUGGCUUCUUCAAGGAUGGUUUCAUGAAAGUCAAUGUCAGCAAUCUUUCACUGAAGCCACCUGCAGGCUCUGAUGACAAGAGUAGCUCAGCAGUAGGAUUCAGUUUGGAUCGAACAAGGAAUGAUGGAUUCUCUACUUACCUGGAUGAAGAAGUGGAUUACUGUAUUUUGAAAAAGAAACCAGAGCAAGAUGUUUCAGUUGUAAUCUUACUUCUGGACUUCAAAAAGGAAGUUGUGAAAGUACGGUUCUCUGCAGAAGCUGCUGCCCUGUUACCUAAAAUUUCAUUCGUGUCUGAGGAAAAUGUUACUGCCUUGAUUACCAAGGCUCCCAAAACUACCAAACAGAGCAGUGAUUCUAGCAAAACUUCUGUUGAGACGAAACAAAAUCCAACCAGUGAAGAUAAGAAGUCCAAACGAAGUACAACAUCCUCUCAGAGCAUAGUAGAACAAGCACAUCCUGUUCACAAUGAUAGAGGAACUUUUUCAUUUCAGUUUUUUUUCAACAUCAGUUCUGAUAACCAAGAAGGUCUCUACAGCCUGUAUUUCCAUAAAUGUGUUGGCAAUGAUGGGCAGACUAAUAAUCAACAGCUAUUUAGUCUUGAUAUAGAAAUUACGGAAAAGAAUCCUGAAAGCUACCUCUCAGCGGGUGAGAUCCCACUGCCAAAACUUUACAUUUCUAUGGCUCUCUUCUUUUUCUUGUCUGGGACUGUGUGGAUCCACAUACUUCGUAAACGCAGAAAUGAUGUGUUUAAGAUUCACUGGCUAAUGGCAGCCCUUCCUUUCACAAAAUCUCUGUCCUUAGUGUUCCAUGCGAUCGACUAUCACUACAUUUCCUCUCAGGGAUUUCCUAUUGAAGGCUGGGCUGUUGUGUAUUACAUCACUCACCUACUGAAGGGUGCUCUUCUGUUCAUUACUAUUGCCCUCAUUGGCACAGGCUGGGCUUUCAUUAAGCACAUCCUUUCAGAUAAAGACAAAAAAAUUUUCAUGAUUGUCAUCCCACUUCAGGUACUGGCAAAUGUGGCAUACAUUAUCAUAGAGUCAACAGAAGAGGGAACAACUGAAUAUGGACUGUGGAAAGAAAUUCUCUUCCUGGUAGAUUUGCUAUGUUGUGGAGCCAUUCUUUUUCCAGUGGUAUGGUCAAUAAGACACUUACAGGAGGCUUCAGCAACAGAUGGAAAAGCUGCCAUUAACCUAGCAAAGCUGAAGCUUUUCAGGCAUUACUAUGUUAUGAUUGUGUGUUACAUCUACUUCACGCGGAUCAUUGCAAUUCUCAUAAAGAUUGCUGUACCAUUCCAGUGGAAAUGGCUGUACCAGUUGCUAGAUGAAAUGGCUACACUUGUGUUCUUUGUCCUCACCGGGUACAAGUUCCGUCCAGCAUCAGACAACCCUUAUCUACAGCUCUCUCAAGAUGAUGAGGAUGAUUUGGAAAUGGAAGCUGUGGUGACAACUUCUGGAGUAAUGGAGGGCAUGAAGAAGGUCAAGAAAGUGGUGAAUGGUUCAGCAGAGCCAAGGGGAGAAUGGGAGAGCACGGCGUGAUGGACUGGACUGGACUAAGACAGCACUUUUGGAGAAACUUUUUUAAUUUAUUAAUAUUACUCUCAGUGGAAAGGGAGCAAAUGGCACCUCCCAACACUGAAACUGCAGAGUGGGGUAUGUCUAUGGGGAGCAAAGCAGUGCAAAAAAUCUAACUAUUCCUCUGAUCAUAAGAAAAUAGGAUCUCUUGGUACCUGCGAGGAGUGUGAAGCUUUCCUAGGGAUUUUGGGUAGCUUUUUUUUAUUAUUAUUAUUUUUAUUUUUUUUACCCCUUUCCCCCCCCCCUUCUGGGUCAGUUAGGUAUUCUAGAUUGUUUGCAAUUGCAUUCUUCAGAAUGUGUUAUACUAAUGUGAAGAGAGACCUUCAGUGUGUAUGUAAAGUAUAUAUUUUAUAUAAUGCAUAUAUAUAUAUACACACACACACAUGCUAUGUAACAUGUAUACUGGGAAUUACAAAAUGUCACAGAAGACAGGAAAAAAAGAGGUGCAAGUAUUUCUUUGCUUUAUGAACUUUCCUUUUGGCUUGGACAAAACAUUGAAAAACAAAUAGGAAACAAUUGCAGAGAGACUAAAUGGGGUAUUGGAUCAGAUGACUUUUGCCGCUCCUCGUAUCAGUAGGAGAAUUGGUAAGUGUCUUGUCUAAUCUGUGCAGGCAUCCACUUGAAUGCAUCAGGUUUUCAAAUGUGUUGCUAUACAGGAAGCAAGCAGCUGUACUCUAUCAAAAGCACUAGCCCAUAGUACAAUAAGUGUUGGUGUAAAUUCUCCACUGUUAAUGGAGUUGCUCUUGAUUCACACCCACCUGACAAGAAAUACACAAGGGAUGUAAGAUUGCUUGCUUUUUAGGAGUCUGCCAUGCUAUCUUAAACAUUGAAUUUCAAGCUGUGACUUGGAGCACUUUCAUCUGCAUUAUGAAAUAUUUUUGAGAUUUCGAAAGCACACUCCUUUCUGGCACCAUAUAAACAGUGCCUGAAUCUCCACCAGAAUUCUGUCUGGCAAACCAACUACAGGGUAAAUCUUUGGUUCACCUUCAUCUCUGCCUCUCUGGAUGGCUACUUGUACCUCUCUGGCUAUGUAAGGUUAGUGAUAAUGCUGUCUGAGAUGAGCUGAAUUGGUCAAAAUGGAAUUGUCAAAACCAGGAGACUGCAGCUCCCAGUUAUAAAUGGUUUUGUCAGGAAAGGAGAGGGUUGUGACCAGAGCACACUCAAUAUCUGGCAAUAUGGAAGUCUUAAUGAUUAGCUGCAAAUUCACAGUGGAGUUUUCAGAGACAUGUUACAAAUACCAUGUAUGCUUUACCUCUAGUGCUCUGGUAUUGCUGGAAAGGCAAACCAGUGCCUCUAGCUAUAGCAGUUAGGCAUACCAAGUGAUUACUUUUUGGGAGGCUGGAGUUGUUCACUGAUGUAACAGGGGAUAAGCUUUAAGAAAAAGAAAAAUCAAGUAUGACUCAUUGACCCACUGAAGCCUUAAUCUUCAUGUAGAAACUUAGACAUAUAUGGUGCUGUCAAGCAGAGUGCUUCUGUCAGUGUGACAGGGAUAGACAGCAUUAAAUAGCUUCCAGAUGUGCCAUCAUCUCUUACUAGCUCAUUAGGAAUUGUUCUUUUUGUCUGAAGGGUCUAGAUCUCAGAGUAACUGAUGAGAGCAUUUUUCAUUGCUUUAAGUUUAGAAGAGGAUAUGUCUGUGGAAUGCUGAACCACUUCUUUCUCAGUCUUGAGCAGGGAUUCUAAAGCUCUUAAAUGAGCAGUCUGCACUUGUUCAGGACUUGCUGUUUUAAGAGCAAUGUUGCUUCUUCCUGUUGCCACUUCUCUUCCCUAGUGUUGAUUCUACUGAUCAUGGAAAUGGUAGAAGUGAAACUAUUUGCUUUGAUACCUGGAAUUGGCUUCUUUUCAAGGGAAAAACAUGAGAAUAGCCCUCUUUUCUCAAUACAAAAUCCUCUGUUUUCCUUUUCAGCUGUAACAGCAUAAUAAUCGUAGUAGUGAUGGUUUAACUUCUGGUGUCCUUGUCUUGCAAAGACACAGCUUUAGUGGGAAUAGAGUGCCUAUGCUACUAGAAAGGCUGUUAUGUGAUCUAUGAGACUUCUAGAUCUUCUGUAUGAAGAAUUCUUCUGCAUAUUAAGUAGCUGAGAUGUGAGGAGCUGGAGUGUAAACAAACAUGUAGGCAGUCCCAGCUCAUCCUACACUUAAUACCUGAAAAACUGAUCCUCACAUUCUUUCCCCAUGGAAAAUAUCAUUAUUUGCAUCCAAAGGGCUACUCAUACAGGCUGUAAAUUCUGUUCAGAGUGGUCCACUGGAGACUUGAAGUCUGUUGGCAGUCAAGUAGGUAAGGCAUAAGGAUUUCCUGUCAGGAGCAGAAGUGCAAUAACGCAUCCUUAAUCCAGACAAGAUGGUGUCAUAGAAACUGCUAAUACAUUUUAUGAAUGAGGUGUGAAAUUCUAAUGGGUGCAACUCUUCACCCACAGAGCAUCAGUGGCUGUGCUGGGAUCCCAGUAUGUGCCACUGAGCUGGUUCCAAACAGCUGGCUAUUCCAUACCUCAGCAUCAGUGGAGCUGCUGAGGUGGCCAGUGCUUUUUACCUUAGUCUCAGGUUUCUUUUUUAUAUGUGUUUUUUUUGCUAAAAUUGUGUACAGUGUAGGUUUACCUACUGAAUCUCUGACUCCCUAGUCAAAGGCCAAGAAAUGAGUGUUUUCUGUUACCUUGUCACAAAAAGCCAUGAUAGGACUUUUAAAAGCGUUUUUAGAGGAAGGUGUUUCCAUGUUCAGACCUGAGGUUAAAUGGUCAACUAUACAACCAACUUCAGCUGACAUUUGAUGUUGGAUGCUAACCAGCAGUGCAGCAGUAACUAGCUGGGCCUAAGCAUUAGUAAGGGAAAGAAAAUAUGGGUUUUAGGGUGAAAAAAAAGUGCUAGAAGGUUCUUACUGCAGCCAUUUCAAAAGAAAUUCCCCUUGUUGUAUAGCAGUCCUAGGUGCAUUUUUUUUUAACGUAGUUUUUAGGGUUGGGUAGUGGCUGGGACGUUGGAGGGUGGAGAGGAUGGCUGCAGUUGCUCUCUUCACAGUGGAGCACAUGCUGCCCCGGGACGCACCGAAGGGAGGGCUGCUUUCUCCCUCGUCGUGUCUGCAUGACUAGCGAGCGCAUGGCUAUUUCUAUUGCUAGUGAACAGCAGCAACUUAGGAGCUCUCUGGCAGGAUAAUUGUGGUGCUUCCUUUCAAAUGCUGACUGCUGUAUGUCUCGUAGGAAGCUUUACCCUUUCAUGGAGAGGGAAGGUAGAAGAGCUGCUUGUGGCUGUACAGAUCGCUCUGGGAUACAGGCUGUCAAGCUUUCCUAUCUUUGCCUUUUACUGAGAUGAAUGACCAAAACAAUCACUGCAAGUACACAGCAGUAAAACUGACAGGAGUCCUGGGAAGGCAGGUUUGGUGCAAUUCAGAAUAAAUGGUUAUGAAUGCCAGUUACAUGUGUUGCUGCUAUGGAGUAUUCGGCACCCUCUGCAGACUAAAAUGACAUCAGUUCACUCUUCAGUUGCAGUGCAGCUUAUGCCCCAAUAAAUCCCUACUGAUGAAAUGCAAAUGCCACUGAUACGCUCCUCCUUACUGCUGUAACUGUUCAGCAAGCUGUCUUCCACAGGAAACCUCCUUGCAGUGCAAAUGCCAGGCUCUUGCAUUCUUCAGGCUUGAAAAUGUUUUUCUUGAUGGUUUAUCAGGAGACAUUAAAAGAAAACAAGACAUAAUGGGGUCAUCCAGAACAUUGCUGCUGCUGCUUCCUCAGAAUGCAGCAGAUCUAGCUGAAGAUGACACAUACUGUCCUAUUAAGCUACUCUUUCAUGUUGCCAUCUAGCGCAGCGUGUCAUGAUCUGUGCAGUGCAUUGUUCAGUGUUUCUCUCCAGCUGAGUGCCCUGUUCCUGGAUUUCCAUUCUGGCAUACCCUGGGAGCAUGUUGUAAAAAUUUGCUGCAUUGCAGUAUUUUGUCUUGGAGCUAGUAGCAUGGAAGAUGUAUUUUUCUAAGCUAGGUGGACUCUGUAAAGUAAGCAUGCAUCUACCAAGUAUCCUUAAGCACUGUAACAUUCCUUCUGACCAUGAAAAGGCACAUCUUGACCAACUCCUGUGUGCACACUUAGAGGCCAAUGGCAGAUUAUUAAUAUAUUAACUCUUCUCUUUCCUUCUGGUAUGCCUCUCAUAGGGAAGAGGAAUGCAGUCUGGCCAAGGACUUACAGUUGGACAAGUCUUUUGUUGUCCAUUUUAGAAUUUAUUGGUUGCAUUUGAAGCAAAUACUGGGUAUUUGUGAGCUCUGUUGAGCUCAAUGAGAGCUGAAGUUGCAUAGCUCUUAAAGAAAAAAAAAAUGCAGAUAUUGAAGGAAGGAAACCCUUACUCCUUAAGUCUACAUGGUUUGUCUCCUUCAGCUUGACCUGUAACAAUAGCUAACAGACUGCAGUUAAAUUAAAGCAAAUGUGUUUUGUUGGUUCAGCAUUGUGACUUCCAUGUCAAUCAUAAAAUGUUUCUCCAUUUUUUUCACCUUUAUUAAAAGAGCAUGGUGAUGUGGUCUACAGUAGCUGGAAGGUGCAGGAACAUUUGAGACUUUAUAGGAGCUACAUUCUAAAAUCUGUAACCUCAUGUGUAACUUCAGUAACCUGAAUGUUUCAUGAAAACUGAGGUGGCGUUCCCCAGAGGUGCUUGACCACUGUUUCAUUGUGUUCCCUGGGGCUGAUAGUAUUUUCCAGCAAUCUAAAACGGAUUAAUCUGGCUUUUCUUGUAGCCACUGGCUAUGAUGCUGUUUUGACUUAUUUAUCACUUUUACCCAGCAAUAUUGAAAGCUGUGCACUUUCUCCCUUGUAGUUUCUUGCCUGGAUAUAACAAUAGUCUUGUAAGAGCUCCACAUGGUACAUGCUUAAGGUGGCUGAAACAGGAUUUAAGAAAAAUGCUAUUGAGAUACCUUCGCUUUACAUGUAGAGUGAAGGUACCAGAAGAAAAGUGGCUGGGAAAAUAGUCACUCCUUAUAUGUUGACUGGCUCAAGAAUCCAUUUAUGUUUGGACUGCAGCAAUCCUGUAGGAAGGACAAUUCCUAAUAAAUAUUUCCCUGUGGGAUUUCACUCUGUGUUCUGCUCUCUGUGUAAUGAAGUAGAGCCUGACCUCCACGGUAUCGGAGGCACUUCUUCCGGUAGCUAGGAUACUAGAGCAUUGGGGUGGUACCUGUUCUGUUAAAACAGAGGAUGGGUUUGAAUGGCUUUCCUUUCCCCUCAAUACCUAUUAAUAAUUAAUUCUAGAUCUUUUUGUGUCAUUAAGCUGCUUUAGGGCACCUUGUACAAUGUAGCUUUGGAUUCAUUUAGUAAAUGACCUCCAAAAGAACUCGAAGAGACUUUUCUGUACAUAGAGAUCUGCUCAAGGGUUUUUGGUGGCCUGUAAAUAUCCUAUUCUUUAGUUCACGUUCAGAUGCGCAAAUGGAUUUUUUCAGUAUUUUUUUAACUUUAUUAAAUGAACAGCAAACAGUAUUUGAAGAGAAGCAAAAUAGAUGCAAAUCAGGAUGGUCUGUGUAGCUUGGUUUCCCUGCUGUGAUGCAAAUAUGUAAAAUAAAAAUUGACUAGAAAAAAAUAA
Molecule: messenger RNA, 7267 nt
Organism: Rhea pennata
Lineage: Eukaryota; Metazoa; Chordata; Aves; Rheiformes; Rheidae
Gene: GPR107
Product: G protein-coupled receptor 107
Exons: 18
Coding region: 23-1702 (559 amino acids)
Biological process (GO): clathrin-dependent endocytosis
Cellular component (GO): Golgi apparatus; membrane; clathrin-coated vesicle
Molecular function (GO): clathrin heavy chain binding
Source: RefSeq, a predicted model, not a curated record